Messenger RNA from Dermatophagoides farinae (American house dust mite), 1295 nucleotides. NCBI's taxonomy places the organism in Eukaryota, Metazoa, Arthropoda, Arachnida, Sarcoptiformes, Pyroglyphidae. The record is from RefSeq and is a predicted model, not a curated record.
GUUUAUGUUUAAUUGACGCCGUCAAAAAAAAUUUUCUUUUUUCUCAUUUUUUUUUUGUUCCACCACUCAAUUCAACCGUAACCGCAAAUAAAAUUGUAUAUUCGUUGUCCAUACAUAUCAUCGUGUCAAUUUGGAAACAUAUUAAUCAGAAGAAUAUAUAUUCAGUGAAAAAAAAAACAAACAAUACAAGAUGUAUAGUAAUCAACAACAACAAUAUGGUACACCACAAGGUGGUCAAUAUCCUGGCCAAUAUCCAAGUUCAGGCUAUCCAGAUAGUCCACCACAAUAUAAUCCUGAAGCUGGUUUUGGUGAUCAAUUUGAAGGAUUUAGUUCGAAAGCUGUCCGUCUUGGUUUCAUUCGAAAAGUAUAUGGAAUUUUAUCGGUUCAACUUGCCAUCACAUUUGGAUUUGUAUUUGCCAUCUCUGGCAGUGACAAAGCCCAGGAAUGGACCAGACAAAACAGUUGGCUAAUGUUUGUGGCAUUGGCCGUAGUUUUGGUAACAAUGAUUACUUUGGCCUGUUGUGGAGACAUGGCUCGUAAAACUCCACAUAAUUAUAUUUGUUUGUUCUUAUUCACGUUGGCCCAAUCAUUUUUGGUGGGCGUUACAGCUUCACUAUAUCAAUUCCAAAUAGUUAUAUAUGCGGUAUUGAUAACUGGCGUUAUUUGUCUUGGUUUGACAUUGUUUGCAUUCCAAACCAAGAUUGAUUUCACUAUAUUCAAUGGAAUGAUGUUUAUAAUAUUCAUUGUGUUUGUAAUGUUUGGUUUCAUCAUGAUGUUCUUUCCACGAAGUAACACUAUGCAUUUAAUUUAUUCUUGUAUUGGAGCCUUCCUCUUUUCAGCGUUCUUAAUAAUCGACACUCAAAUGAUUAUUGGUGGUUCACAUAAAUUGCAAAUAUCAACCGAAGAUUAUGUAUUUGCAGCAUUAACACUUUAUUUAGAUAUUAUUCAGAUAUUCAUGUAUAUUCUCAGCAUUCUUGGUGCUGCUAAUCGGAAUUAGAAAAAAAAACAAGAAAAACAUACCCUAAUUCUAAGAUGAUAAUUAUUGUUCCCGAAUGCUGCUGCUACUGCUACUGCUACUGCUGCUAAUGUUCUAUGACACAAUUGAAUCAAAAGAAGAAAAAAUUCAUUUACGAUAUAAAUCAUUAUAAUCAAAACAAUCAUUAUAAUUAUAAUUAUAAUUAUAAUAAUCUCUCAUACAAAAUGAUUUGAUUUGAUUUUCAUCUUGUGCUUAUCAUUUUAAUCCACUUAUAUAUAGCACAAUAAUAAUAAACAAAAAAAGAAUAUUCUUCUAAGCA